CACAGGAAUCUCUGCACACACACACACACACACACGGUUCUUUCCCUCACACACUCCUGUGCUGGUGUUUCUUCUCCUUACAGUUUUAUCGCGUAUUUAAUUCUAUCCGAUUUAUUGAACUGAAAAUUAGUGUAAAAUAACGAGCUCGAACUGAAGGCUUUAACUCGACCAGAGGAUCUCUGAAGGGAUCUGAACACGCCUGUGAGGAGCAUCAGGGAUACCAUCGUCUUUCUUCUUCAUCAAAUCCUCACGCGCUCCAAACAGCUCCGGAAUCAACAGUCGCUCUUUAUUAGUUUCUGCUACACGCGUCGUAUUCGGUUUGUUUUUCUUCUUCUUCUUUAUGAAUAUCUGAAUAUAACGGCAUUAAAACGAUCCCGAGCAGGUUCUACAGUAUCCCGAGCAGGUUCUACAGUAUCCCGAGCAGGUUCUACAGUAUCCCGAGCAGGUUCUACAGUAUCCCGAGCAGGUUCUACAGUAUCCCGAGCAGGUUCUACAGUAUCCCGAGCAGGUUCUACAGUAUCCCGAGCAGGUUCUACAGUAGAUCGAUUUCCUGAACAUUUCCACACAACGCGGUUCUUUUUGCACGCGAGAUGAUGAAGAUUGGGAUGGAGCUCCUCUUCACCAUGUUAGCCACAGGUGUGUUCCUCGUCCCAACAUGUGACACUCAAGAAUGUGGAAGACCUCUCAUGGGAACCCGUAUCGUCGGAGGCAGCGAUGCGCGAGACGGGGCGUGGCCGUGGCAGGUGGACAUCCAGAUGGGAGACAGUGGACACAUCUGUGGAGGAUCCAUCAUCUCUAAAGACUGGGUUCUGUCUGCGGCGCACUGUUUCUCAGAAUCUUUAGAUUUGUCCUCGUACCUGCUCUACAUGGGUCGCUACCAGCUCCAGGGCGUGAACCAGUUUGAGACGUCGAGGACGGUGAGGCAGGUGGUGAUAGCACAGGGCUACACUGCUCCACAGGACGGCAGAGACGUGGCACUGGUGGAGUUGAGCUCGCCGCUCACAUGGACCUCCUACAUCCAGCCUGUGUGUUUGCCCAACACCAACUUCCAGUUCUACAGCGGAACCACAUGCUACGUCACAGGCUGGGGGAACACACAAGAGGGAGUCUCACUGUCUGGAAUCGGGACACUACAGGAAGUGGAAGUGCCCAUUAUUGACCAGGGUUCCUGCAACUCCAUGUACCAGAUCGACUCGGACGCCUCGAAUGCGGUGUCCAUCCUGUCAGACAUGAUCUGUGCUGGAUACCAGGAAGGAGGCAAGGACUCGUGUCAGGGAGACUCUGGAGGACCCCUGGUCUGCUCUCUGGAGAACGGGACGUGGAUCCAGGCUGGUGUGGUGAGUUUCGGACUGGGAUGCGCACAGAGGAACAGACCCGGCAUAUACGCCAGAGUGUCGAGCUUCGCCCGUCUCAUCUCCUCCACGGUACCGGAUGCCCAGCUGCUGGACCGGGCCUGUAACAUCUGGGCAGCUCACAGCCUGGUGGUGCUCAGUGUGGCUCUCACAGUGAUGAUGCUGGCUAGGUAGUGAACGUGUCGAGUGGAUCUGCAACACUGACCCUGAACUACACCAAUCUCACAGCAUGGAGUCACCAAACAUCUCACUUUAUACGUCUGACAGCCAUCAUGCAGCAGCAGCAGCCAUGCAGAACUGAGAAUCUGGUGUCUGGUGUCUUCAUACACUGCCAUGGUGAAGAAAUCCAGAGAUCUUAGGAAUGUUGAGUAAUAAACUGCUAUUCAAGUGUAAUGAUUAAAACCAAUCCAUCUACAUUAAUACUCAUUCUUUAUUUAUUUUAUAAUAUUAUAACUUCAUUUAUAUAUAUAUAUUAAUCUAUUUCUUUAUAUAAUAAUCAUUUCUUUCAUUUGUUCUUUUGUUCUUUCAUAAUUUACUCACUGGAGCGAUUCAUGAUGUUCAUCCUAGAACUUUUAUUGUGGAGGAAAAAUAUAAACACAGCAGGAGGUGGAAGCAGAAAGUUUAUAAAAACUCUGUUGGCGUGUUACAAAAGUAAACUGGAAACCUUCUGAUACCUUCUUACAUGUUCUCCUCCUCCUGAAUUCACACACAAGAAAUAUUCAAUUCAGUACAAAUCAGAAAUAAAUGGAUUACAAAUAUUUAUUUUA
Messenger RNA from Silurus meridionalis, 2119 nucleotides. Its product is annotated as serine protease 27. Gene Ontology annotation, biological process: proteolysis. Gene Ontology annotation, molecular function: serine-type endopeptidase activity. The transcript is spliced from 7 exons. Lineage: Eukaryota; Metazoa; Chordata; Actinopteri; Siluriformes; Siluridae. The coding region runs from base 591 to 1526 and encodes 311 amino acids. The record is from RefSeq and is a predicted model, not a curated record.